Pangasianodon hypophthalmus (striped catfish) is the source of this 13688-nucleotide messenger RNA. RefSeq names its product adenylate cyclase 9 (gene adcy9a). Lineage: Eukaryota; Metazoa; Chordata; Actinopteri; Siluriformes; Pangasiidae. Gene Ontology annotation, biological process: cyclic nucleotide biosynthetic process; adenylate cyclase-activating G protein-coupled receptor signaling pathway; intracellular signal transduction. Gene Ontology annotation, molecular function: adenylate cyclase activity. The coding region runs from base 2145 to 6440 and encodes 1431 amino acids. The transcript is spliced from 10 exons. The record is from RefSeq and is a predicted model, not a curated record.
CGUUAGUAGUGUUGCCAACUUAUGCACCACAUCCAGCAUAGAAAAGGCGGAUUAUUUUCUUUUUCCCUCGCGUUCAGACUAUAAUGGCGGCCUCCAAGAACGCCGUCGUGCUCGUUUUUCCCGGAGCAGAGGGCCCCCAAGCCGAGAAAACACCGCAAACGCCGACGCCGUGUAAACUCCCUCAGCAGGGAGGAAGAAACCCCUGAGCGAGCGGAAGAGGAGCCCCUGCGAGGUUGCCAGAUUGGCAGCAGAUCCCCGAGUUAUGCGAGCUAAUUUUAACGUCAAAGGGAAAUUACUACACCGGACAGGCGGACCUCAUUUAGACAAGAUAGCAUUCUUGUGACUUAUUUUAGCUGAAUUAAAUGGAAUGAAUAAGCUGAAUGAGGUGUGGAGGGUUGCUUGUGAUCUGGCAACCCUGCUGAAGACGCAGUAGCAGCUCUGUGUUGUCUGGCAUUCAUGAGCAUGCCAACGAAAAAAAAAAAAAAAACCGGACUUGCCCAGCAGCAGCAGCAGCAGAAGGAGCAUAUGAGGGUUUGCAAACAGAGCCUAGCCUUAUAUGCAUAACUAUAUCACGUCUUGAUGGCAUUCUGCAAAGGACUGAACACGGUUAUGAAGAAGGAUAUUGGUUUGAUAUUUGUUGUUGUUGUUGCUUUUUGGUGCUGCGUUGAAGUGAAAGUACGGGCCUGAGGAAAACUUUCCAUCCUAGUGUGGAAACAUUAUUGAACAUGGCUUUGACGUUUCGCUCCGUCCUGUUUUUUUUUCUUCACUCAAAAAAAGUGAAAUGCGCUUAAAUUCGAGUAAGUCUCAUUAAAAGAGAAGAGCAGAGGUCGGAAAGACAAAGCUGUUGGAUAGUUAGGAGUAUAAAAAUAAGUUUGUCAGUGUGUUUGGGUCGGUGUCAUGUAGGCUAACGCGCUUCAGUUUACCUCAGUGUUAUUUUGGUAUUUUUGUCGCGUGCCAGAUGUGCGCGAGACCCGCGAUUAGCCUCCAUGCUAAAACCGACUGUCGUUUUUUUUUCGCCUCUUUAAAACCGUCGUCUGUUUUUUUUUUUUUUUUUUUUUUUUUACACGUCAAUUUUAUUUUAGGAUUUUUUUUUUUUAACUCGUAACCCAUUUUGAAGGCAGUCUGAGGAUUCUUGUUUAAAGCUGAACCGUUUAUUUAUUUAUUUUUCUUUUUUUUUUUUUCUUUUUUUUUUUUUUUGGAGAAAGCGGGAAUAUUAACGGCUGAUAUCCGGAGAGGGAGUUCAGGAAAGGACGCGGCUCCUCGGUGGGAAACAGGCCCCUCUGCCUUCCACCCCAACAGAAAUGGCUAAAACAGGCUCAGGCUUGGAGACGAGGGAAACAAGCGAGCAGAAAUGCCUCCAUGUUCAGCUUGUGCUUGGCUUUUUACACGGCUGUCCUGUUUAAAACCCCGCUGUCACCACGGAGACAUGAUAUGGGAUUAAGGUUGGUCAAAAUUCCUUUAAAAAAAGACUGAAGAAGACGAAGAAAAAUUAUUACAUUUAUAGAUAUUUUCCAAGGCUAGUUUUUUUUUGUUCCCCUCAGAAAUGACACAAAUUAUGUAUAAUGUAUUAUUUACAUCCAAACUGGUGUAAACGCUAAAUAUGAAAAAGCACACUUAUUUUACGGCGUUUCACACAGAAAGUGGAACGUGAAAUUCCGACAUACAUCGAAAGGAUUUCAUAAAAAUUAAAAAAAGAACAAAUUAAGAAGGUUUUUAUAUAUUUUUUUGCGUUAUUUUUGAGCGUAUGGAUUAAACACAGGGACGAUGUGUUUUGAUGAGAAGGCCGGAGCGGAUUCACGGCGCGCGAGCCUGGCGGAGGAAAAGUGCACGCGAAGUGCCUCAGCGCCACCGAGCCUGAUGGGAUCCGAGUGCUGACGUCAUCCACGCCUGGAUAAUGGACUGCUCAAGAGUCUGAGACGGUCCAUCACACACACACACACACACACACACACACGAGAGAGAGAGAGAGCACGGAAAGACGUCUGUUCUGGGGCUGUAUUUGCUCGGAUCAUUUUGAAUCUGUUUUUCUUUCCAUCGUCACUAAAUCCCCUUCCUCCCCCCCCCCUCAACCUCCCCCCCCCUCAACCUCCCUCUCUUUCAUUUCCUUGAUUAUGUGACAGCCUUGUCAGCGAGCACUUGUUGUCAUGGCAUCCCCACAACAGCAACAUCAGCAGCAGCGGUCAGUGAAAAACACAGAGGUUAGUUGUGACAGCGGAGGAGGAGGUGUGAACGUCCGCAUUAGCGACACUCACUUGCAGAAGCGGGUUUCCGUGGAACAAGAGCCUUCGAGCUGGGGCGAAAGCGUUAGCGAGCAGGGCCCGACGGGAAGCGCCAAGCCCUCCAAAUACAGCAUCUCGUCCAGCUGCAGCUCGGGCGAAUCCGGGAUCCGCAGAACGGUGAUGAGCAGCCUGCGCGGCCAGCGGACGGUUCCGCAGCUCUUCGAGAGGUCAGCGGCGCAGUGCUGGGACCCCAAGUUUGACUCCGCCACGCUGGAGGAGGCGUGCAGGGAGCGGUGCUUCCCGCAGACGCAGAGGCGCUUCCGCUACGUGCUUUUUUACCUGGCCAUAGCCGCGCUGCUGUGGGGCGUGUACUUUGGAGUCAAGAGUCCCAGUUGCAAGCCUGCCAGCUUCUUGCUUCCGACAGCGACCUUCCUCGUCCUGUGUCUCCUCCUCCUUCUGUUCACCUUCUCGCGCCCCUACGUGUGGCUCUAUAACCAGGCCUCGCUGCUUCUUAUUAUCAUCACGAUUUGUAUCACUCUGGCGCCGCAGAUGCAGGCUUCUGGAUUCGCUCGCUUCGAGUGGCAGAGAGGCGACAAUCGGACACUAUGGGAGCCUUCGGCUCCGUGUAUCUCUCCUGUGGGGACGUUUUCUCUGUGCAUGGAAGUGCUGCUGUUGCUCUACAGCAUGCUCCACCUGCGGCUCUACGCCUCGGUGCUACUGGGGCUCCUGUACUCUGUGCUUUUCGAGACGCUCGGAUGGCUACACCUGGCCCAGGUGGACGGUCAAGACAUGGGAAUGUGGUCCGACGGCGAAGCUCAGAGGUCAAGCCGAGAGACGUCGCUGCUGUGGCUGGCGCCCGGAAAAGUACUUCUCCACCUGUGCGCUCAUGCUAUCGGCAUACAUCUGUUCAUCAUGUCGGAGGUGCGUUCACGGAGCACCUUCCUGAAAGUGGGACAAGCUAUCAUGCACGGGAAGGAGCUGGAGGUGGAGAAGGCGCUGAAGGAGCGCAUGAUCCACUCGGUCAUGCCGAGCCGGGUGGCCGACGAGCUGAUGAAGCAGGGCGACGAGGAGAGCGAGAGCUCCGGCAAACGCUACAGUGCCGGGACUUGCUCGGCCUCGGCGUCUGGCGCCGGUGCCUCGUCCUCCAGCCCCAAGAACAACAAGCGCAAGAAGACGUCGAUCCCACGCGGCCAGAUCAUCUUUCGGCCCUUCAACAUGAAGCGCAUGGAGCCUGUUAGCAUCCUCUUCGCUGACAUCGUAGGCUUCACGAAGAUGAGCGCAAACAAGUCGGCGCCCGCCCUGGUGGGUUUGCUGAACGACCUGUUUGGCCGUUUCGACCGGCUGUGCGAGCUGACUCGCUGCGAGAAGAUCAGCACGCUGGGCGACUGCUAUUACUGCGUGGCAGGAUGCCCCGAGCCGCGCGAGGACCACGCCUACUGCUGUGUGGAGAUGGGACUCGGUAUGAUCCAGGCCAUUGAACAGUUUUGCCAGGAGACGUCUGAGACGGUGGACAUGCGCGUAGGCGUGCACACCGGCACCGUGCUCUGUGGCAUCCUGGGAAUGAAACGGUUCAAAUUUGACGUCUGGUCCAACGACGUUAACCUGGCUAACCUCAUGGAGCAGUUGGGCGUGGCUGGGAAGGUUCACCUGUCCGAGGCCACGGCGAGCUUUCUCGAUGACCGCUACGAGAGAGAGGACGGCAGAGUGAUGGAGCGCGCCGGGCAGAGCGUCACCGAGCAGCUGAAAGGCUUAAAGACGUAUCUAAUCUCGGGGAAGAAAAUGGGUUCACAAUGUGGCUGUUCUCAGAACAGUCUGGGACGAGACUUCAGUGAAACGCCAAGACCCUCCCCGCACACACACACUUCUGAACUCUCCCAUUCAGCUGUGGCUGACCACAUUAAGACUCCAUGCAUGUCCUGUACUGUAGUAGUGGAGGCUGCUGGGAAUUUGCUGCCUGAUGAGACGACACAAAAUGGCUGCCAGGAUGAAUACAAAGCCAACAGCAGCAAGUUCCCGAAAGCGGUGAACGGGCUUCUCAGUCCGCUGUGCGAGGAGGCUGUCCGGGCGAGCCAGGCCUCCCUGUGCGAGAUGCUGCAGAAGGAGAGGAGUCUGGGGGCGGGGUCGACAGGGGGAGGUGGCGCCGGGACCGGAGGAGGUGGAGCCAUGGACCACUCGGCAUUAAUUCCACUCCGCAGCAAAGGGUUCAGAGAGAAGAGCGACGUGCACUUUGUGGAAGUCAUUAAGGAGGACAGCUUGAUGAAAGAUUAUUUCUUCAAGCCGCCAAUCAACAAACUGAGCCUGAACUUCCUAGAGAAAUCUCUGGAGUCUGCCUAUCGUAAAAACUACCAGCAGGAGGUGAUAAGCCACACCCCCGUGCAGACGUUCGCCAGUCCUGUGUUUAGCUCUCUGCUGGACGUGCUGCUGUCGUGCGCCGUCUUCCUCGCACUCACGCUCGCCUGCUUCCUCUACCCGAUGGUUAAUAUGGAGAUGCCUCCUGCCACCACGGUCGGCCUGGCGGUGACCGCCGCUGUACUCGAGCUCGUGUCUCUCAUCCUGUCCAUUCGUAUGACCUUCUACCUGGACAACGUGUUCAGCUGCACUCAGUCACUUCUGAAGCUGGUGUCCGGCUGGGUGCCCCGUCACGUGGUCGGCGCUGUGCUCGUGUCACUUCCUGCCAUCUCGGUUUUCUCGCACCUGGCCUGCAGCCUCCACCUGCACAUUCAGGUAACGAUGUUCCUGUGCAGCGCCAUCAUCAUUGCCAUCAUCCAGUACUGCAAUUUCUGCCAGCUGAGUUUCUGGAUGCGCUCGGUUCUGGCCACCGCCGCUGGAGUGUCUCUGCUUGCUGUACUCUACAGUGCCCCCGCCAGGCCAAGCACCAGCAUCGGUUUUCCAGUGACUGGGAACAUGAGUAACAACAGUCUUGACGCAAGCUGGACAAGUAAAUUGAAUCCCACCAGCUCUAGACCAGCUCUAGACCUCCUGGUUCCAGAGAUGCUCUUGUCAUUCUUCCUGCUGCUGCUUCUUGUGUGGUUCCUGAACCGUGAGUUUGAGGUCAGCUACCGCCUGCACUACCAUGGCAACGUCGAGGCCGACAAGCACCGCAUCAAGAUCCAGACCAUGCGCGACCAGGCCGACUGGCUGCUGCGCAACAUCAUCCCCAUCCACGUGGCCGAACAGCUGAAAGUGACGCAGAGCUACUCCAAGGACCACGACAACGUCGGCGUGAUCUUUGCCAGCAUUGUGAACUUCAGCGAGUUCUACGAGGAGAGCUUCGAGGGUGGUAAAGAGUGUUACCGCGUGCUGAACGAGCUCAUCGGCGACUUCGAUGAGAUGCUGCGUAAGCCGGCGUUCUCCAGCGUGGAGAAGAUCAAGACCAUCGGUGCCACCUACAUGGCGGCGUCGGGGCUAAACGGACGGCAGUGCCGCGAUCAGACGCAUCCGCACGCUCACCUGCGCGCCCUUUUCGAAUUUGCGCUGGAGAUGAUGCGCGUAGUGGACGACUUCAACAAGAACAUGCUCGGCUUCCAGUUCAAGCUGCGCAUCGGCUUCAAUCACGGACCGCUGACCGCCGGCGUCAUUGGCACCACCAAGCUGCUUUAUGACAUCUGGGGCGACACGGUGAACAUCGCCAGCCGGAUGGACAGUACUGGUGUCGAGUGCCGCGUUCAGGUGAGUGAGGAGAGCCACGCCGUGCUUAGCGCGAUGGACUAUGCCUUUGAUUACCGCGGCACAGUUAACGUCAAAGGGAAGGGGCAGAUGAGGACCUAUCUGUACCCCAAACUUAACGAGAGCGGGUCCAAACAAUCCUCCGAGCCUCCGAGCAAGGAAGAGAAUACCAACAAACUGCCCAACAAGGCAUUCGCCGUGGCACCCAAUUCACCACCCGCGUCAUCGUCUGCAGCCAAUCACGGUCGUUCCUCUUCUUCCCCCAGUGCCUGUCGAAACAACCGCGGGGUGCCACAGGGACCUAGCGUAGGCCCGUCUAAUUUGUCAGAAGAAUGGCACAAAGACACUUUCAGAGACCCUUUGCUCACAGGCGAGUCUUCGGAGAGUUCUCCACCUGCACCAACUUUUGGUGGCGCACAGCCACCUUCAAUAGCACAGAUUAGCGCUCCGCUAGCCAGACCAGAGACACCUUUACGAGUUGCAGAACAGGAUGAGGAGGAAGAAGAAGAAGAGGCAAAUGAACGCUCAAGGCUCCGAGUGGGAGAGAGGCUUUAAUCUGCCCCCUGAAGCUGCUGAUCUUCACUGUCUAUCUGCCUCACUUCUCUCUUUUCUGGGGCAUGAGGGUAUAUAUUUCACUGAGGUUCACCUCCUGAGGUGCCUUAAUAAUCAACAGUAGAUGUAGGAGACCAGUCUGUUUGGUCUCGUCCUUAAAGAACCCUAUAAUGUUAAACUAAAGAAGGUUGUUUAGGGGGGGUUUCUGUGUGGAUCACAGUCUGGCACAAAAUGAAAGACAGGAAGAAGUCGAGUGGCGGGUUUUUACGUUUCUGAGGUUCUCAUUAUUUCGGCGGCGUGCUUUUUAUGUUCGUUAAAGUGCCUUCGGUAAAGAUGAAUACGCGCACACGAUCAGAUAACUACAUGAACAAAUCGGAGAUGAUGGAACAAUGCUAGCAUGCCGUUUUUAAAGACUAUGACAACGGACAAUUCUGUGGUUUUUCGAUUUAUUUUCCUAAUACAGUUUUGUUAAUAUAUUGCAGUUAUUUUUGCUGUAUUUGUUUCUUAAUUUCAAAAUAUUGACAUGUGACCUUAAGGAUGAAAAAAGUGCCAGUGGCUAGAAGUAAGCAGAAGUGUUGAAUCCUAGAUCAGGGGAAUUUAAUUUUAUUAGGUUAGAUCAUUGCUCUUGGGCAAUCACUACUUUCACAAAAAGUUUGUAAGGAGUUUAAAAUUUGAACUGCUUUUUUGUUGUUGCUAGGAGCAAGUCUAAGCACAGCUAUCCAAUCAAGUUUUAGCAAAAUGCACACGGAAAGAUUUGAGGUGUUACUGUCUGCUGUCUAAUCCUAAACAUUAGAGAUGGAUGGAGGUUGCGUUUGGGCUACAACGCUGUUCACGGGGCCUGUGCUAGCGUCGCGAGAUAAUUGCUAGCAAGGGGAUAGGCAACGCACAAUGCAACAAAAUACCUGAAAUGCAGCCGAACACUUUCCAGUAGGCAUGUGCUGAUAUAAAAUUUUAUUUUUCAUUUGUCUGCUUUAAUCACCGUUUGCAAUAAUAGUACCCUGUUGUAUUUUUUUAUUUCACUACAAAAAAAAAAAAUUGUACCUCAGUUGGGGCACGAGUUCAGCCCACUGUUUUUUCAAAGUUAAAAUUUUAUCGCACAUACUGAGAGCUAUCACGGAAUAUAAAUUUAUUAAGCAAUUAAGCACAUUAAGCAAUUUUGGUUAAACAAGGCUUUACUGAUAUGUCAUUUCGUCAAACUCCUGUGAAGUCCUAUAAACUGCAAAACCUGAAUAUAUGACAUUACCACGUCUAACGUCUUGUUUAAGACAGUAAGAAAAGUCGAUAACAAGUAAAUCCAGAGUGAUACAACUGUUUCACCUUGAUGGAAAGAGAUUGCAUGUUUGAAUACUGAGGGUGCCAUAAUAAUUGCACUCUGUAAAUAAAUUGGCCAUGUUUUCUGAAGACGUUAAGAAAAACACUGGGUCUCAUUACUCAGUGUUCGUGUAAAAUUGUGUGUAAAUAUCUUCAUAGGCCAGACCGAACAAAUUUACAAAAGUUUUACAUUUAGCCACGCCCACAAUACUCCUUAAAAGGCAAAGUUCACAGAGAGCUGAAAAUGACAAAAUGGCGACUAAACGGUGAAAGCGUGCCUCCUAAACACGACAUGCGUUAGUGACGUAGCUCAGCCGCUGCGGUGCGUUGGCUACCACAGACGCGCACUAACGCUUCCUCCUUUUAUAGAGCGCCGUUACUUUUAUUCUAACUGAACACUUUUUCAUUCAAUCCUUGUGUAUAAUUGAAACAAAUAAGCGAUUCAAACAUGACUUCUAUAACUUUUCAUCAUCAAAUAUACGUUUUGAAGCCAAUCAAUCGACGUUCACAUUAGUGAGUCUCCUUAUGCGUAAAUUUUGCACAAAAAUUGCACAAACUCAGAGCUUUUGUAGGAUCGUAGGACGCGAACGUUUUUCCGAACUAAUUAAAUUUUCGCGAACGGCGCAUUUCCUGUAUAUACGCUCCUGCGAAUGAUUUACGAACGAAUUGGUUUGUAUUCAGCUUAUAAGUGAGGCCGUUAUUACUGAUUCAUUGGCGUGAUUUUUAAAAAAAUACAGAUUUGUGAAACCUUUAUCGGCAAAGCCCUAAUUUAUUUAUUGGCGCAUGCCUACUUGUGUAUUUACAUUUACAUACAUAAAGGGAGUAUUGUCAUACUUUUGAUCACUUUAGCCCCAUUCCAGUGACUUCUCCUAGCUUUGGUGGAGUUUCACAUCACGUUACACUGUGCAGUGCUGUGCAGCAAUACAGCGAAACCUCGAAUUCAUGACAUUUCAGCCCAACAGCACAAAAUAUCAUUUAAGAGAAUACAGUAAAGGAAUCAUAAGGGAUCUUUUUUUUUUUUUUUUUUUUUUCCCUCCAACAGCGAAGCAUUUAGCCCAGUAAUUACUGUGAAUGAUUUGUAUUUGUUCUAAGAAGAGUUUUCUAUUAAUUGUUUCCUUAAUCUUUUCUGAAGUAGGAUGAAAGCAUUCUCUGAAGCACUUCAGACGAUGAUAAAAAAAAACACUUCAAUAUUUAUGUCGGACAUAGGACAUGUCCUGUUUGAGUGGGAUUGAUUUCUCGGAUCGUGCCAGUAGCGUUUAGUGUUUGGUGGCCUUGGUUGGAACCUUUCUGCUGUAUCUGUGUGUUUCCAGUCAUGCCAUGUGAUAAAAUGGGUUGCUCUCUUUGGUGGAAUUGAAUUUCCUUAUUUUCUUUCUCUAGUGCCUUUUGUUUUUCUUUUCUUUUUUUCCCCCCGAGUGUCAGAAAGUGAUGCUGUUGGUCACUGUGUGGUGGAAUUGUGCAAAAUGCAUUCUGACUGCUUUCUCUUAAAGUCUUUUUCUCUUCGCUCAGUUCUCUCCGUAGUCUUUCUGCCUCUUCUGCCACUUUUGUUCCCCCCCCUUUCAAUCAGUCCACAAGGGAAUAAUCUUUUUUACGGCAUUACCUUUGAAUCAUGUAGCAGAUUAAGAGCUGAGGAAGUCACGUAUUUGCGUCGUUACAUUUGUUCUUUAGCACAGCGUCUUAUGAGUGAGGAAGAAUCCAGUCCAAGCUUGAGCAGUUGAAGGUUGAAGGACUUGCAGAUGGGUUCUCUGCCGUCACCAUCAAAAAUCUGCUGGUCUGGAAACAGGAACGUCAGAGCUUGGUUGCCGUGCCGACUGCACAACCCAAUCACUAACCACCGUUUGAAAAAUGUGGAAAAUGCACAGGGACUUUGAAGAUUAUUUGAAGAUUAUUCAUGUAAAAAUACUAAACAAAUUUUUACAAUUGCUGCAUCUCACUAAUUUCUAAGUACGAAAUAAAACACUCAUUUACUUUUAAUGAAACAAUUUAGUUCCUUGUGUGACAAGAAACACUUUACCUCUGAGUGUUACAAAGUGCUGACACUGGAGACUCCUUCUGUAAAUGUCUCAAUGCAGAAUCCUUCACAUCAAUAAUUAUAUGUUUUUUUUUACUUUUUGUUAAAUAACAGCACAGUUUCAAAAUCUGUAGCCAUCUUGGUUCGGUGGUUCUUACAAAGCUUCACACGUUCCUCGGUCCAGCAGCAGAUCCAAGUGAUGGUGGUUAACUGUAGCUCUCUGGCAGUCCUGGGAUUUGAACCCACAACCUUCUGGUGCCAAGCACUGCAUUAUGACAAUAAACUCAUUACAUUCGCUGCUGACUUGAAGCAGAAGGUCCUGAGACUUUCCCUUUCUUUUCGUCUCCGAAAAUGAUCCAGUGCCUUUUUUUUUUUUUUUUUUUUCUUUUUUCCUCUAGCACUUUCUCAUAAAUGAAAUAAAUCGUAUCGCAAGACCUUUUAUUGUGCGUUUAACUUCCAGCUACAUGGAAAUAGAAAAAAAAAAAAAAAAGAUCAACACUGUGUAUCUUGAUAUGGAAAUAACUUGGGAUGGAAAAGGGAUUUCUUUCUUUCUUUCUUUAAAAAAAAAAAAAAAAAAAAAAAAAAAUCGAUUUAUUGUAUGGUGCACUGCUUUCGACCACGCCACACUAAAGUCUGAGUCACUCCAGAUGUUAUGUAUCACACCAUCAGCAAGAAAAUGUUUAAAAAAAAAACUAAAGAAAAAAAAAAAACAAUGCGAGCUGACAGUAUUUAAACUUAAUUACUCAUUCAUGCCUAGCUAUGUGUUAGAUUUUUUUUUUUUUUUUUUUUUUUUGAAGUACCAAAAUAUGAAUUUGUAUGAUGUUAAAUGGAGACUAAUGAGACAGUUAGAAUGUUUGGUGCGCCGUUUUCACUCCAACUCCCCCGUACCCAUGAGCACUUGCUACAGCUCUGAUACCCUGUAGAGGCUAAAGGGAAUAAACUUGAGGUUGUGUUCCAGUACUGAUUUUACCACUCCAUCGCUGACUUUCACCCUGCGGGAAUCCAUUUAUCCCUACUGAGAUCUUGACCUCUGACCCUAAAUGGAGUAAUUUCCAGUGGCUGAAGUUUGCUUCUUGCAUGUAAGGGAAGUAUUACGUAUAGGCUUAUAAACUAACAUGCACACGAUUCCAACCUCAAGCUUAAAGAGGGCCACGUCCUCUAUCGCAGUCUGAUGCUGGUGGGAGAGAGACGUCAAAUUACGUGCUGAGGAAAGCUUCAGUGUUUUUAGUUCUGUUACUCGAUUUUGUCUGUUUUUUAGAUAAGUGACGUUAAAUGACGUUUUUGUGUCGGUUUGAGGGCCGAGGGAUCGAGUCAGGACCGAUGCUGACUUUAGAAACAUGAGAUGAUUAUGGAGUAACAAGAAAAUGCAUUCAGGUCGUCUUCUGUAGGCGACACAAUGGUGAACACCAUGACUUUUUGUUAUUGGCACUCGGAAAGUCUGCGUUUGUAGAAAAUUGUGUAUUCCUGAGCGUAGUUUCCUGUAUCACUGUAGCAAGGCAUCAAAAUCGUACAUUCUACGUCUAAACCGUAAAAAUCUUGGCAGGUCUGACUAAGCUUACUUUGGGUUUUAUGGCGCCGACAACUCCUUAUGUUUUUCCCAGCGAGUUGUCAGGUGAACCAACAGCCAUACUAGCUAGUCAGUUAUGACCGUUUACAGAGUUUGAAGUAAUUUCUUUGUUCCUGCUAACAUUUCAGUCCAUGUUACUCACUCCAGUCCUUUUCCUCAAGCUACUCACGUGGUACGGGGGAAGUCAGCGAUGGUAUGUCAGAAACAGUAUUGGGACACAGCGUACGUGUAAAAUUGUAAUUGUAACUGUAAUAAGAGGAGAAGCUAGCGUGCUAGCUGGGAAACCAGCUAGCAAACCAACUUAGAAGAUAUUUUAAUAAAAUAAAAUCGCUCCCAUUGAUGAGUCUAAGGGGCGUAAUUUUAGCGGGAAUUUCAAUUCAUUUAAUCCAGAGAGGAGAAAUCAGUAGAAAAGUCGUGCCUUUAUGUUGGAAGCUGAUUAUUUAUCUUAAAGAUGAAUAUGUGUUUGAAAAAAAUGGAUUAGGUUUUGGCGUGGUACCAAAGGUGAAAAAAAUCAAAAAUGUGCCAUCAAAUCUACCUUUUUAAUGAGUAUUAUAUAUUUGCCAUAUGGGAGGAUGUUAUUAUGUGAACCAAAGAGAUCUGACAGAAAUUUAUUUUGCCUUCGAUGUUUAUUUUUUUGUGUGUAGUAUAUGUCACAUGUUUGAAUAUGAUUUUAUUAUUAUUAUUUUUCUGUGCACAUUAUACAUUUAAUCCAUACAUGAGCAUAAUCUGUAUACAUUUGCACAAUUCACUUUGUAUGUACAUAUCCAUAUGUAUUAAUGUCUUUUUUUUUUUUUUUUUUUUUUUUUUUGAAAAUUUCAAGAUUGAAAAUAACGUGCAUGUGCCAGAUUUGGAGAGCAGGAAAAAAAAAAACAUGAAAAAGAAAAAAAAAAAAAAAAAGCUAUUGUCACUGGUGUGUUGGUGUGCGGUUGUGAUUUCUUUGAGUGUGUGUGAGAUGAUGUCAGCUGGAAGAAGACAAAAAUAUAUAAAUGGGAAAAGGGUGUAUAUUUGUUAUUUGUUACUUUAAAGGCACAUUAGAUGUUUUUUUUUUCCAGUUAAUUUUCUCUUAAAUAAUUUUAGAAAUUGGAUUGAAUUUUUUUCCCUCAAUACAGCUAUUGUUUAGAUUUCUUUUUAUUCCUUUGCUCAAAGAUUAAUCAAGGAAAUUGACCUCGCAUGGCAUCUUUAAAAGUAUUGAAUGCAUUCCAGAGCAGUAAACUGUGUACAUUUAGAUAUUUCUCGCUGUUCAGAAAUGCUUGAAGCCUGUUCAUUCACUGUCUUUCAGUCUUUUACUUUCAAUAACUGCGAAGCUGCAGGAGGAUUAUUAGGGGGCCAAGCACCAAUGUUGGGCUUGUGUGUUUUGAUAAUGAUACGGGAGGAGAAAUGUGCCGUGACAGUCUGGAUUUAUAACCUAGAAAUCUGAAUUUUUCAUUCCUUUAUUUGAAUUUGUAAGUGAGGUUUUGUAGUUGAAACUCAGUUUUAUGAAUGAAAUUCAACUUUAUAAUCAUCAGGUGGAGAAAUUUCAAAUUUAAGUAUUUUGUGGCACCAAACUGUUAAAACGUUACGUCCGGCGUGUGUGGAUUUGCUUGCAGCCAGUGAUGUUUUAAAAAUUUGACCUAAGAACUGAAUUUCAAACAGAUUGUGCCACAAAAUUAUUUAAAUUUUUUAUUACAAUCACUACACAUGAUAUAUGUGUAGUGAUUGUAUGAUAUAUAUUUCUGUCCUAACACGCAAAUUCAAGCAAUAAGAUUGCAAUUUUGAUGUAAUUCGACUAAAAGAAUUACUCGUAUGAAAAAUUGAAAUAACGGCAUUAAAAUUCAGACUUUGAAAUUCAUUUCUCGUUCCACGUCACUAGGGCCUGUUUUAAUCAUCUUCCUGUGGAUUUUAAACUCGAGAGCGCAUUUCCUUGAUUUCUUCCUGUAACGAGAAGAAAAAGCGCAAGGUACGGAAAGCCAUGGAAUAAAAUUUCAGUUUGAUGAUUUUAAAUAAUAGCGUAAAAGUUCCUUUAUUUAUCGAUUUGAAAUUCAGAUUGUCGUGGCACAUUUUCCGUCCGUAACGUCAAUGUGUUAUGAUCAAAGCAUCCGCGAGCCGCCUUGGAAAUAAAUCAUACAGUUUGUUUAUACAGUGUUAGAAAAAAAUUAUCUUUAAUUGAAAUCAUUAGGAAAAUAAAAAUGGAUCAAGAUGUCGUAUUCGUAGCCGUUCUGUCGAUAACAAACACAAAAUGCGAUGCUUCUUCUGAACCGAAUCUCAGCUCGCUCAGUACUUCCUACGUAGAUCGAUCUAUCUAUCUAUCUAUCUAUCUGUGUGGUGUACUCAAUAAGUGUUUAAAAGCGCGCACUUUACAGUAUUAUUUAGAGAAAAUAAGGCGUUU